GGUGGAUGGGAGGUUGUCGGGUUAGGGAGUCAUUUAGCGUGCACAUGCGCAUCUGAGUGUAUGCUCGUGUACCACAUCCGUGCAGCGGUCGGAGGAGAACUUCAGAUCCACCGGAACUGAAGCUACGGAUGGUUGUGAGCCAACCCAUACAGGUGUUGCGAAGCAAACCACGGUCCUCCCCAAGAGCAGUGCCUGCUCGUAAUUGCUCAGUGGCCUCCCCGCUUCUCAUUGAGAAUCAUGAUAGAUGGACUGCGGCUCUACAUGCGGCUCAGCGGAACUCCAUCCAUGACCACAGCCGCCUCUCCCUCACGUAUGCUUGGUGCGGAAGCAGCCAGCACGGCUCUCAGCAGAACACCGCAUGCUGGGGGUACACCUCAGUGGCUUCUCAGCCCUCACCAGUCCCCUAAUCCAGCUCUCAACAGUGGGGAAGACACCCCCAGGACUGCUGGUAUGACCAGCAACUUAAAGCUCACUUACAAGUCAUUACUCAGUCCUGACACCGUGACAGCCCCGAUGUCCAAGUUUGUCAUGAAGGUUGAGACCAAUCCUCCUACUGUCUUGGUCUACAUGUCCACCACCGAGUGCAUUCCGGUCUCUGGCUUCUCAAUCAUCACCUCGCACCCCACCACGACCUGUGUAACCAUGACCUAUGUACCCUUCACCAAUUCUUACACCACCACUCCCAGGACUGACACAUCAGUGACAGCCAUCACUACUACAUCACCUACCGUCUCUGUGGGAAAAGUGACCUCAUCCAUGACCUCUGCUUCCACUGUCACCGACAUGGGUGGCACACCCACAAUAACGUCACCACCUCCUUCUUCUGUCUCAACCAUACACACAACCCAAGGUGCUCUGACUUCUUCUACCACGGGGACCACAGGAAUGACCACCAUGACCCCAACAGGUAUUCAUACAACAUGGCUGACUUAUCAGUCUGCUACCGUUCCUCCUCAAAUUCCCACGAAAACCUCUUUAACGACCGUAACGGAUAACACUGCCCCACCCAGCACCACAGGCAUUAUUACCAAACCAUUUCCUACAGCAAGCAGUUCGCUCAAAACAGAAACUUCCUCCACCCGUUCCCUGGGUUCCACCAAUAAAUCAACACUGAUUACUUCUGUUGCUAAGGAAAGAACCAGUCAUUCAGGUGAGCCAUCUGUGGGGGUGACAAUAAUGAGCUCUGGGAAAACCACACAUAAGCCCAUGAGCAACACUCCCAGAGAGGUUGUCAGCACAGCUUCUUCUUACCCACCCACACCUACGACAUCAUCUGCCAACACGGUGACGAUUUCCGCAUCCAACAUGGCUACCUCAAUGACCACCAGCCAUGUGAUAUCACCACCAAGUAUGUUUCUGCCAUCUGCUUCUUCUGAUAUUGACUCGACCUCCAAAACACCCACACCUGGGACGACCUCAAUUUCCAGUUCCUCAGGACUUGUGGAGACUUCCAGAGCCACAGACAUACGGUCUUCCCAUGGUCCAGACAUCCCUACCACAGUAUCAGCAGCUACCAGCCACCUGCCUGUAGACACGACAGGUUUCGUGGCUACAAUGACGAGUCUCGGGUCAGCAACAACAGCCUCCUAUGGGACACUCACAUCUGAAACCUUGCCACCUAGGGAAGACACCCAGACCCCUACGAGGACAAGUCUCACCACAUCAUCUGUGGACAACACUGUUCCGUGGGGCACCACAACAGACUUCACCUCGGCCCAGGACGCUCCCAGCACGCUGGUAACACACACCAAUUUCAUUCCAUCUUCCUCCACAUCAGAGAUCACUAGUACACUUCUUAACAAAUCUCAGCCCUCCACUUCCAGUGCGCUGCCUACGCUUUUGAGUACUGGAAGUUCUGGAAACACAAGUACCCUUAAUACAAGUGUUCCAGUCACAUCCACACUCUCUCCAUCCAUCCUUCCCGGCAGCUCUGGGACCCCACAGAUGGACAGUGUCCCCUCACCUCCCACCAUCACCCAGACACUGCCCUCCACACCUGAGUCCACCCAGACGCCCACAGCCCUCACAACACUCACAGCCCCCACACCCUCAGGGCCUCCUCCUCCUACCUCAGCGGUGACUGGGACAGAUCACUCCCCCUUCCCCAGCCACGCUGCCACAUUUCCUGGAGACACCACACUGGAUCCCACCACAGACCUUCCUACGGAUUCUCUCCAGACAGAACUCACCACGACCCCUCCGACCCCUUCUUUAGUUGACUCUAUAGACCUGUGGCUUUCUGAGCGAUCCAGCCCGCCCUCUCCCCUGGGCACUAAUGUGAUCACGUCGCCCACAGGUAGCAUGCUUUCCUCUUCUCCUGCCCCAGACACACAAUCUGUCACCACUGGCAUGGUAUACACCACCCCUUUCGCUACCUUAACAACAAUGCUCCCAAUUACCAGUGCCGUGUCUACAGCAGUGUCCCAGGUCAACUCCCCUAGCUUUCCAAACACCACUGUUGGACACAGCACAUCAGAUACCACCUCUCCUACAACCACCACACGCACACUGACCCCUGACACCCCUGUCACACCCACCACGUGGCCCACCACAGAAACAUCCGGAACGGCUACCACACGCUCUGUCACCACAGCCACCCCGACAACUUUGCACAGCACUCCUGGCCUCACAACCUCAGACAGUUACUCUACGCACAGGACGUCCACAGCUACCUCUGCCUCACAUCCCAACACCCCUGGUACUCUAGAGACACUCACAUCUAUAGCCUCAUCGUCUCCUAGUGUAAGUCUCUCCACAGUCACAGCCACAGACCUCCCUUCCUCAUCCACAGGAAACAGUGGUUCACCUAUUGUGAUACACACCUCACCCCACACGCAUUCCAGUAUAUCCACAACCCACACCAGUAUCACCCCAUCUUCCCUUCUUGUCAAUAGCACAGCAAUAACAACACCGGUGAGUACCCCCGAGACCGACACACCGAGUACAGCAGCUGCUUUUGGAAGCACUGAAAACACCCAACCACAUUCUCUCCCCGUCAGCAUGCCUGCCCUAACACUCUCCACAUCGAUGGCUGUCAGUUUGGGGAACACACAGACAGAAAGUACAGCUCUGAGCAACCCCCAUACACUGCGCACAACAACAGAAUGGCUUCCAACACCCACAAGCACCCCAUCUACAGAGCCUCUUUUAACCACUGCCCGCCUGACUCCCACCACAGACCUCCUUACAGAAUCUCUCAGGACGGAAAUCACAGCCACGUCCCAGAUCACGUCUCCACUCACACCCUCCGAUCCACCAGUGAGCACCAAGGUGGAUACUUCACCUACUACCACUGCUCUGUCCUCUGUGUCUAUCUCAAGCAUGCAUCCGGUUACCACAGACAUCACACACAGUGCCCUGUCAUCCACCUUGGAGACGGCAUUCCCAGCUUCCAGUGCCUUGUCCACAGGUACAUCUCAGGCCACCGACUUCAGCUCUUCAACCAAUGCCAUGACGGCGUUGACAUCGGAGAUCUCCUCUCCACCCUCCUUCACAGACACGCUGGCCCCUGACACUUCUUUCACAUCUACCUGGCCUUUGCUACCCACCUCAGAAAUAGCCAGGACGUCUACCACACAUUUUGUCACCACGACCACCCAGACCCUAUCUCUUGUCACUUCCGGCCUCACAACCUUCAACAUCUACUCCACAGAUAGGAUCUCCACAACUCCUACCACUUCUGGUGUGAGGGACACAGGUGCACCUACAGCUUCACCUACCAUGGACGUCUCCACCAUUCCAGCUACAUCUCUCAUUACAUCCUCUACAAGCGACGCUGUCCCACUGGUCACAACAGACAUCCCCCCAACCCAUGAAGGUUCUAUCACGUCAACAGCCCACACCACACAUGUCCCUUUUCUUUCAAGCUCCCAGAACUUGGAAACAACACCAUUUAUCACUUCAACACCUCCGGCACCCAGUAGGACAGCUACACCCUCAGGCACUGGAAACAACUCGAGUCCAUUUGCCACAAACCUUCCAGUCACAUCUGCAUCUUCGUUGUCCCUCUCUACUGGCAGAACAGGAACCAGCCAGACAGGUAGUACACCCUCAUCUUCAACCUUCCCCCAUUCUCUUGACACAACAGUUGACUCCACCCCAACACCCACGACCACCAACACAUUCACAAAAGCCACAACCAUCAAACAACCUCCUAGUAACCCACCAGUGACUAGCGUCUUCUUCACCACCAUUAUGACACCCACUAGAAAAGCCACAAUGACUUCCCCCACAGACCUUUCCACCUGGUCUCUGAUGUCAGAAGUGGCAUCCACAACGUCCAGCAGCUCUUCCUUAGCCCCAUCAGAUACAUUGACUUCUGGGAAAUUCAAGACCUCCACCUCACCACACACAAGUGGGGUCCCAUCCUCGACAUUUGUCCCAAACUCACAACCAAUCACUGCAGACAGCACACAUACUCUCCCACUGUCAACCUUGGUGACAACACUCCCAACUACCAAUGCGACAUCUCUAACCACACCUCUAAUCUCUUUCCCCAGCUCUCCAACUAGGUCAGUUACAGAAUCCGUACCCCAUUACACAUCUCCUUCCUACACCACGGACACCACUGACAGCUCUUCAACCACCAGGCCCUCUCAGCUCACUUCUGUGACAGAGGAGACGGUUACCACACACACGGCUACCCAGGCCACCUCCCUCAGACUUUCCACCUUUACAAACGUAGAGAGCUACGUGACUGACAGCACAUCUGCGGUCUCCUCCUUACCUAGCACACACCCCCUCACCGCCACAGCCUCAUCUCCCACCCCCACAUCCAUCACGGCUGAGCCAUUGGUUACGACAGGAGGCGCUCACACCCUCAGAGCCUCCAGCACUCCACUAACCCACGGCCUUUCUUCCUCCAUGCACUCCAGCACGGAAACACAACUCGUGAGCACACAACACACCCCGUCCACCAGUACAACAGAUAAUCCCUCAAAUACAGGAAACCCCAGCAGUCAGCCUGUUACAAGGACUCCAGGGAUAACUGCAUUCUCCUCCUCCAUCUCUGCCAGCAGUGCUCUGACUUCCACAGCAAACGGGGUUCUGCCCUCUGUGUCUGACUCAAGCACAAAACUAGUCACAGCUGGCCCCACACACAGGACACCAAUAUCGGCCUUGGAGACCACACUCCCAGUUACACAAGCGACAUCUGCAGCUACACCUGAGGUGACCUCCUCCAACUCUAGACUUCCCUUCCUCCCUCGGCUGUGA
Molecule: messenger RNA, 5214 nt
Organism: Rattus rattus (black rat)
Lineage: Eukaryota; Metazoa; Chordata; Mammalia; Rodentia; Muridae
Product: mucin-3A-like
Exons: 3
Coding region: 238-5214 (1658 amino acids)
Source: RefSeq, a predicted model, not a curated record